Neltuma alba is the source of this 1287-nucleotide messenger RNA. RefSeq names its product pentatricopeptide repeat-containing protein At1g63130, mitochondrial-like. NCBI's taxonomy places the organism in Eukaryota, Viridiplantae, Streptophyta, Magnoliopsida, Fabales, Fabaceae. Gene Ontology annotation, molecular function: protein binding. Bases 1 to 1287 code for a protein of 428 amino acids. The record is from RefSeq and is a predicted model, not a curated record. The transcript is spliced from 3 exons.
AUGCUUUCUUCAGCUGCUGCAAGGUACUCCUCCUCCACCAAAUUUCCUGUCUUUGCUACUUAUAACUUCCUUCACUCUUUCUCUUGUUCCCUCACUCGCAAAUAUUAUCUUCAUUCCCACUCCCCAAAACCCAACAACAUCAGCGACGCUGUUGAUACAGUCACUCGCCUGCUCCACAUGUGGCCCCCUCCCUCUAGAAGCCAUAUCAAUAAGAUUUUAGGGUCUAUAGUGAAGAUGAAACAUUAUCCCCAGUCAGAUGGAUUUUGCUUUCUCUACACUCAGGAAAAUUUUCAAGAUGGGCUAUCAACCAGCCGCUGUAGUUUUGACUACACUAUAAAAGGACUCUGUUUUAAUCAAAAUGUUGGCAAAGCUCUAGAUUUCUACGAUGAAAUAACUUCAAAAGGAUUGAAGUUAGAUGAAGUUAGUUAUGGAACAUUAGCAAAUGGGCUGUGUAAAAUGGGGAAAACAACAUCUGCUCUUAAAUUGCUUAAAGUAAUGAGGAGACGCCUUGUUAAGCCCAAUAUAGUUAUAUACAGCACAAUCAUUCAUGCGCUUUGUAAAGAAGGACUUGUUAAUGAUGCACACAAUCUGUCUUUUGAAAUGACUGAUCAUGGGGUACCUCCAAAUGUUGUUACUUAUAAUAAUCUAAUCCAUGGCUUUUGUCGGAUGGAUCAAUGGCAGCAAGCAAAUCAAUUACUCAAUGAAAUGAUAUCGAAAGGCAUACAACUAGAUGUUUAUACCUUCAACAUCAUUGUUGAUGCAUUAUGUAAAGACGGAAGGAUUGUACAAGCUCAAGCUGUAUUUGCUAGGAUGGUGAAGAGUGAUCAGAGACCUGAUUUUGUUACAUAUAAUGCUUUGAUUGAUGGACAUUGUUUGACCAAUAAUAUCAUUGAGGCUAAGAAAGUUUUUAACAAGAUGGUUGAAAAUGGUUUGGCACCUCACAUUAUUAGUUAUCACAUUUUGAUCAACACAUGCUUUAAGAUGAAAAUGGUGGAUGAAGCGAUGGAUCUUUUUAAGGAAAUGCAUUCCAGAAAUUUGGUUCCUAUAUCUUUGGCUGAAGAUUAUCAACUAAAUGUGCGCACCUAUACUGCCAUGAUUCAUGGACUUUGCAAAGAGGGUUUUCUUGAUGAAGCCGUGGCCUUGCUUGAUAGAAUGGAAGAGAACAAUUGCCUUCCUGAUUCCAUAACUUUCAACAUUAUUAUUCGAUAUCUUCUUGAAAACAAUGAGAAUGACAAGGAAGUUAAGGUUCUUAGUAGAAUUAUUGAUAGAGGCGUGCUGAAGAAAUAA